Messenger RNA from Rotaria sordida, 218 nucleotides. Lineage: Eukaryota; Metazoa; Rotifera; Eurotatoria; Philodinida; Philodinidae. The record is from the annotation of a GenBank genome assembly.
CGAGGUUUUCAUCCAUUUUGGUGUGCUACAUGUGCACUUGGUUUUCCUCAUCAAGUUGCUUAUCAAGAUCAUUUACGAAGUCAUAUUCCAUGUAAUGUCCCUGGUUGUUCAUAUGCAGCAUCGGAACAACUCGUUCGAAUUCAUCAUCUAAAUAUUCAUGAAAAUAAUCUUCGUAAUCGAAUGAGUAAUAAUAUAUUACAUCAAACACGUCCAAUGUU